AUGGCCCUGGAGCUGGAGGCUCCUCCCAUCUACUACAACAAGGUAGGCUCUGGAGUCUUUGGAUUUGAGAAUUGCUCUGCGCUGUAUAUUGUCAUUCCUUGGUUGAUGGAGCUGGCUGACUACAUUCAAACUGCCUCUGGCAACAAGGCAUUGAUGGGAGCUUGGAUGAGUUCGGAAGCGGCGAUGCGUUUCAAGAUUGGGGAUACCCAGGUAAGUCGAAAUUCAGUGUUGUGCGGCUCGCAGAAUAUCACCUUGGUUGGCAACUCGGUGAUCAUGUACGGCUGCCCAGCUGGCUCCAAGGGAAGAUCCGCCCCUUGA
Molecule: messenger RNA, 318 nt
Organism: Cladocopium goreaui
Lineage: Eukaryota; Dinophyceae; Suessiales; Symbiodiniaceae
Source: the annotation of a GenBank genome assembly